UUACCGUUUCUGCUCGUGUUUGUGUACAAGCCACUACCGUGACAAUGGCGGGGAAGAUAUGUAGCUGUCUCGCGGGAGGGGAGACUGAAACACCAAAGUACACAUACAGGCGACUGUCGGAGCCUACCACUGCAAACCUCAAGGCCAAGUACAAUGUGGUCGUCAUCGGGUCAGGGUAUGGAGGGUCUAUCGCUGCAAGUCGGGCAGCCAGAGCGGGCGUGUCCGUGUGUGUACUUGAGCGGGGGAAGGAGCUCCAGCCCGGGCAGUACCCGGACGACAUCCUGCAGGCCGCCGGGGAGACGCAGGUGGACAUCAACACCGGAGACUCCGGCAUCGACUGCAAGCUCGGGCAGCCCACCGAUCUAGUGGAUAUUGUCGUGAACCAUGACGUCACAGUUGUGCAGGGAUGUGGGUUGGGAGGAGGAUCUCUCAUAAACGCCAAUGUCGGGCUGGACAGUGACCCAAGGGUUUUCGAUGAUAAGGUUUGGCCAAAGGCAUUUCGCGACGACCUGGAGGCUGUGAAUGGGGUUGACCGGGACCAUGCCUGGCAGAUGCUCAAGCCUUCCCCAUACCCCCGCCGGUACCCCUCGCUGACCAAAAUGGGGCAGCUGAAGAAAGCAGCCAAGGCAGUAGCGAAGGAAGUCCUGGACAUAGAAGACAUGGAUAAAGUUUUCUACAGACCGCCUCUGUACGUUAAUUUUAAAGACACGAAGUCUAACCACGUGGGUGUUCCCCAGGCGGCGUGUGUAGGGUGUGGGAACUGCUGCUCGGGAUGUAACUAUGGCGCUAAGAACACCCUCAUCAUGAACUAUCUACCUGACGCCAAGAACCAUGGAGCGGACAUCUUCACUAAGGUUGAGGUGAAAGCCGUAGAGAAAGUCGACGGUGGUGAAUGGCGGGUGUCUUACGUCACACACGCAGGCGACAGCGCGUCGGAGGAGCGGACUCUGCGGGCCGACAUCGUCAUUCUGGGCGCAGGCUCGCUGGGCUCCACCAAGAUUCUACUCAACUCAAGAAAAAGAGGCCUGAACAUGUCCGACCAGUUAGGAGAACGGUUCAGUACGAACGGGGACACCAUCAGCUUCAGCUAUGACGGCCGGGAUGCGAUGGAAUCAGUGGGACUCCCUCCUGGCUUUGAGAAAGAAGACGAGAGGAAACCUGUUGGCCCUUGCAUCAGCAGUAUCAUAGACCUGCGCAGUCCACAGAAGGACCUGCGGGAAGGGUACGUGAUCGAGGACAGCUCCCCGCCCCACAUGACGGAGAUGGGCUACAGCAUCCUCAUGGCCAUAGAGAGCCACGUCAGCGGGAUAGACACGUUUCCUGACAAAAGUCUCUGGGAAGACACAAUGCGAAGCCUCCGUCCGGACAACAUUUCCCGCACGCUGGGAAUGCUGACUAUGAGUCAGGAUAAAGCUCAAGGCAGGCUGGUCCUGGACCAACAUGGCGACAUCGCCAUGCACUACCCCAACAUCGGACAGGAGAAGAACUUUGAGUUGGUGAACAGGGGGCAUAAGGUGGCCGCUGGGAGCUUGGAAGGUACCUUCAUCCCUAACCCGGUGUGGGGAGGUCUGUUCGCCAAGUCUCGGGACGUGAAGUCUGUCAUCACCGUCCAUCCGCUGGGAGGGUGUGCGAUGGGAGAGUCCGGCCAGACCGGGGUGGUCAACCACAAGGGGCAGGUGUUCCAGGGGAACACAGGCGAGGUGUACGAAACCCUGUACGUGGUUGACGGCGCCGUCAUCCCCCGCAGUCUGGGAGUCAACCCCACUCUCACCAUCUGCAUGGUCGCCGAGCGCUGCAUGCGACUCCUAGCGGAAGACUGUGGAUGGACAGUCAACUACAGCUUCGGCAAGAAACGCUAGCAAAUGAGCACAGCCCACCAUUUCAAGUUUAAGUUGAAAUAUAUGGUAGACAUCUAAGAAUUGUAUCAUAUCUGCACGUAAUGGUAUGACUUAAAGCUAGUAUGAUAUCACGCCUUAUGAUAUUAUAGCUCGAAUCAUAUAUUUCGUACCUUCUGUAUAAUUAACGACAUUAACCCUUAAGUCACCUAGGCAAGAAUAUUGCUGUGAUGUUAUUUUGGUCUUACUCACAAAGAAUUGACAAUUACAUUAAUUUACUCGAUAUCUCUCUUCUAAAUUUAAGUUUACAAAUAAUAUCCGAUUAAUAAUUGUU
Molecule: messenger RNA, 2169 nt
Organism: Branchiostoma belcheri (Belcher's lancelet)
Lineage: Eukaryota; Metazoa; Chordata; Leptocardii; Amphioxiformes; Branchiostomatidae
Product: cholesterol oxidase-like
Exons: 12
Coding region: 45-1859 (604 amino acids)
Molecular function (GO): oxidoreductase activity, acting on CH-OH group of donors; flavin adenine dinucleotide binding
Source: RefSeq, a predicted model, not a curated record